Messenger RNA from Chinchilla lanigera (long-tailed chinchilla), 1260 nucleotides. RefSeq names its product 60S ribosomal protein L21-like. NCBI's taxonomy places the organism in Eukaryota, Metazoa, Chordata, Mammalia, Rodentia, Chinchillidae. The transcript has a single exon. Gene Ontology annotation, cellular component: cytosolic large ribosomal subunit; ribosome. Gene Ontology annotation, molecular function: structural constituent of ribosome. The record is from RefSeq and is a predicted model, not a curated record. Bases 382 to 957 code for a protein of 191 amino acids. Gene Ontology annotation, biological process: translation.
UGCUGUGCUGCUGAGCUAAAUCCCCAGCCCUCACAAUUUCUAAUGAAUUAAUGUAUCUCUGCAAAGUUCAUCAAUGGCACAUUACAUAAAUGACAGAUCAUGAUGUACUUCUCAUAAAUGCUAUAAAAUGGUACCGAGGUAUCUCUCCAUAAGCUAAAUGAUGGUGAUUAAGCCUAAGCUAAAUGAUGGUGAUUAAGCCUAAAUCUACCUACUGAUUUAUAGGAAAUAAAGAGUACUUCUAGCAUAUUGGAUGACUCCAUGGAUCAAUGAACAAAAUCUAUACCAAGAACAAUUCUAUAGGACAAAAGACUAUUUUCUUGAACAAAUAAUAAUAAAACCUUCCCUUUGGCUAGAACUGCAAUCUUCCAGUUAUUUGCCAAAAUGACAAACACAAAGGCAAAGAGGAGGGGAACCUGGCAUAUGUUCUCUAGGCCUUUUAGAAAACAUAGGGUUGUUCCUUUGGCCAUAUAUAUGGGAAUCUACAGAAAGGGUGAUAUUGUAGACAUCAAGGGAACAGGUAUUGUGCAAAAAGGAAUGCCACACAAAUGUUACCAUGGCAAAACAGGAAGAGUCUGCAAUGUUACCCAGCAUGCUGUUGACAUUGUUGUAAACAAGCAAGUUAAGGGCAAGAUACGUGCUAAGAGGAUUAAUGUGCGUAUUGAGCAUAUUAAACACUCAAAGAGUCAAGAUAGCUUCCUGAAAGGUGCCAAGGAAAAUGAUCAGAAAAAAAAGGAAGCCAAAGAGAAAAGUACCUGGGUUCAACUGAAGAGCCAGCCUGCCCCGUCCAGAGAAGCACACUUUGUGAGAACCAAUGGGAAGGAGCCUGAGUUGCUGGAACCUAUUCCCUAUGAGUUAGUUCAUGGCGCAGGCUGGGGAUGGAACUCUGCCAUUCAGCACCUAAUUGCUGCUAGGUAUUCCAGGCCCUACUCAAACAUAAAAAAUCAUCCUGUGUUGUAAGAUUGGUUUUCUUAAUUGAACAAGUGCUUGGUGCCUUUACCUCACAAACAAAUAUUUGGAGCAGAUUUUCAUCCUACCUAGUUAAUUGUGUCAGGUCUUUACUCUUCAGUGUUUUUCUUACAGAAAGAUAUUGCUGAGGUAUUGUGUAGCUGUACACCCAGAUGACCACAUAUUUAUGAAAUAUUUAUAUUGGCUUGAAGAUCCUGUAAAUCACCAUGGAGAAAAGACAUAGCAAAAUAAAUGGAAGUCUAUUUCACUUAGAUAAAUUUUAAAGCACCUAAAAUAAUAAUAAUAAUAAAAAGA